Molecule: messenger RNA, 1050 nt
Organism: Trichosurus vulpecula (common brushtail)
Lineage: Eukaryota; Metazoa; Chordata; Mammalia; Diprotodontia; Phalangeridae
Product: neurexin-3-like
Exons: 4
Coding region: 1-1050 (349 amino acids)
Source: RefSeq, a predicted model, not a curated record
AUGGAUGAACUGUGGCUAGAUAGCAGUUUGUCUGAAAUGGAACUUAGGGUCUUUAAGCUCAACAUUACACAACAGAGUGAAAGCAGCCAAAAAAAGGUUGUUUAUAAGAAUAACGAUAUCCGUCUGGAGCUGUCUCGCUUGGCCAGGAUUGGUGACACCAAGAUGAAAAUAUAUGGCGAGGUGGUGUUCAAAUGUGAAAAUGUGGCCACACUGGACCCCAUCAACUUUGAGACCCCUGAGGCUUACAUCAGCCUUCCCAAGUGGAACACCAAGAGGAUGGGCUCAAUCUCCUUUGACUUCCGUACAACAGAACCCAAUGGCCUCAUUCUUUUCACUCAUGGCAAGCCCCAGGAGAGAAAGGAUUCCAGGAGCCAAAAGAACACCAAAGUAGACUUCUUUGCUGUUGAGCUGUUAGAUGGGAACCUCUACCUGCUCCUUGAUAUGGGUUCUGGCACAAUCAAAGUAAAAGCCACCCAGAAGAAAGCAAAUGAUGGAGAAUGGUACCAUGUGGACAUUCAACGAGAUGGCAGAUCAGGUACCAUAUCAGUGAACAGCAGGCGUACUCCAUUCACGGCCAGUGGAGAGAGUGAGAUCUUGGACUUGGAGGGGGAUAUGUACCUGGGUGGACUGCCAGAGAACCGUGCGGGGCUCAUCCUCCCUACAGAGCUCUGGACUGCUAUGCUAAACUAUGGCUACGUGGGCUGCAUUCGAGACCUGUUCAUCGACGGACGGAGCAAGAACAUCCGGCAGCUGGCAGAAGUGCAGAAUGCCGCAGGGGUCAAGUCUUCCUGCUCCAGGCUUAGCACAAAGCAAUGUGACAGCUACCCCUGCAAAAACAAUGCAGUUUGUAAGGAUGGCUGGAAUCGCUUCAUCUGUGACUGCACUGGCACCGGCUACUGGGGGAGAACAUGUGAGCGGGAUGUCUUCCAAGGAGCUGUAAACAGCUCCAAGAGGCCCCAGGGCCAUGAACAAAACAUUCUCUUCAGUGCUUAUGCACCUAACAUCUGUGGCAAAUUAGCUCGAUUGAGUUUUAGAAUCAUAGAAUAUUAG